Penaeus chinensis is the source of this 6128-nucleotide messenger RNA. It is a transcript of the gene ClC-b, whose product is annotated as H(+)/Cl(-) exchange transporter 7-like. Gene Ontology annotation, molecular function: voltage-gated chloride channel activity. The record is from RefSeq and is a predicted model, not a curated record. Lineage: Eukaryota; Metazoa; Arthropoda; Malacostraca; Decapoda; Penaeidae. Bases 244 to 2727 code for a protein of 827 amino acids. The transcript is spliced from 17 exons. Gene Ontology annotation, biological process: chloride transport; transmembrane transport. Gene Ontology annotation, cellular component: lysosomal membrane; intracellular membrane-bounded organelle.
CAUUGAGGGACAGGAGGAGGCGUGGCGAAGGAGGGAGUUAACACUUUGUCUUUUAUUUCUUCCAUUUUCUCUCAUUUCUUCGUCUCUUUUGCUCACUCGAGGGCAUGACUUCUUGUCUGUGAAGCUCCUUGUGCUGUUGUGAUACCCAAUUUCCGAUUCUAAUACCCUCGAAGAUGGAUUGUUGUAAUGGAGAAAGAAGACUGAUGAACUGAGGCUGUUGAAAAGAGGGUGCUUCAUCACGCAAUGGCAGGAAACAGUGAACAUGUGGCAUUAUUAGAGGCUGUUGAUAGCCGAAGUGAAGAUGACAUCUCUGCGCAGGAGAAUGAAGAUUCAGUACAGCAGAAUGCCCAGCACUACGUGAAUGGGCUGAAUGCGCCUGAGGACGAGAACCUAGAGGAUGAAUCUCCUGGGGAAGAUCUGCUGAAUGAGAAUACUGUUGAUGGAGGAGAUGGAAGUGGUGAGGACAGUGAUGAACGCGGCAAUGCACGUGCAAGUACAUUUUAUGUAGACCAGCAAGAGAGUCCGGCGCAUGAGGAUCGUGGGCAACUAAACCAUUUAUCUGCAGCAUUUGAGAGUCUGGAUUAUGACACUUGCAUCAACUCUGUCUGGCUGGAUGAAGAAAGAACAAAAGGGUAUACCUUCAUUGUGAAAAAGGAUGCUGCCCGUUGGCUUGUCGUCCUUAUAACUGGGGUGCUGACGGCACUUGUGGCCUGUGCAAUUGACAUCACAAUAGAGUGGUUGUCCAAGUUCAAAUACUCAUGGUUAAAAAAAUAUACGGAUGAGGGUGUGGAAAAUAAUACUCUUGCUAUUCCUUUUUUCCUUUGGGGUGCGUUAAAUGUUGGUCCGGUCUUAAUAGCAGCAUUUUUAGGAUCUUAUGUUGAGCCUGUGGCAGCGGGAAGUGGAAUCCCCCAAGUGAAGUGCUACCUUAAUGGUGUGAAGGUUCCCCGUGUGGUAAGAAUAAAGACGCUCGCAAGCAAGGCCUUUGGUGUCACAAUGUCAGUGCUUGGAGGACUGGCUGUAGGAAAGGAAGGUCCAAUGAUUCACUCGGGUGCUGUCAUAGCAGCGGGAGUUUCUCAGGGCAAGACGACCUCCUUCCAGCGGGACUUUGGUUUCUUUGAGUACUUUCGGGAGGACCAUGAGAAGAGAGAUUUUGUGUCUGCUGGUGCUGCUGCGGGUGUAGCUGCAGCAUUUGGUGCCCCUGUUGGUGGUGUGUUGUUCUCCUUGGAGGAAGGUGCAAGUUUCUGGAACCAGAGCCUCACUUGGAGAGUGUUCUUCGGAGCCAUGAUGUCUGUCUUUACACUUAACUUGGUCCUAUCAGCAUACAAUGGUGUUCCUGGAAAGCUGGCUUACAAUGGACUCCUAAACUUCGGCAAAUUUGAUGACCUCACAUACGAGAUCUGGGAGUUCAUUCCAUUCCUCCUGAUGGGUAUCAUGGGGGGCUUGCUCGGUGCUUUGUACAACCACAUCAACUUCAAACUCACCGCAUUUAGAAUGAAGUACAUAAAUAGGCCAUGGCGUAAAAUUGUUGAAGCUGUGUUUGUAGCUUUCAUGACAGCUGUUGUUGCCUUCCUCAUGAUUUACUUGCUCCAUGAUUGCCGUGAAAUUGACACCAAGUCAUCCGAGUACCCAAUUCAGAUGUUUUGCAAGUAUGGAGAAGAAAAUGCAGCAGCUGCUAUCUGGUUUCAGACACCAGAGAAGAGUGUUCGUUCUCUGUUUCAUGAUCCAACUGACUCGUUUUCAUGGACAACCUUGGGAGUGUUCUUCACCUGCUACUUCUUCCUGGCUUGCUGGACAUAUGGCCUUGGUAUCCCAUCAGGCCUUUUCAUCCCAACACUUCUGUGUGGUGCUGCCUGGGGUCGCCUUGUAGGAAAGCUCAUGUCACUGCUCUUCCCUGAUCAGGCUUGGGCUGAUGAAGGCAAGUACGCUCUUGUGGGAGCUGGAGCAAUGCUGGGUGGUGUCGUGCGCAUGACACUGAGUCUGACAGUCAUCUUGAUGGAGUGCGUCGGCAACAUUACCUUCGGCUUGCCACUGAUGAUCGUGUUGAUGGUAGCCAAAUGGGUUGGGGACUUUUUCAAUGAGGGCUUGUAUGAUAUUCACAUUCAGAUGACUGGCGUGCCGAUUAUGGCUUGGGAGGCCCCACCUCUCUCAAAUAAUAUUUAUGCCUCAGAAGUGAUGAAUCGUCCAGUUGUCUCCCUGCGCACAGUGGAGCGUGUGGGCCGCAUUGUUGCAGUGCUCAAGUCUUAUUCCUACAAUGGCUUUCCAGUGGUUGAUUCUCUUCCCACCGGGGAAGAUGAACGUUACUUUAAGUCUUUCGGCACACUAAGAGGGCUCAUUUUACGCUCUCAGCUAACCGUUUUGUUAAAACAUAAGAUAUUUAACGAGAAUGCAGAGAUCUGGCAAGAUGGCAAAGUGGACAUCCACUUGUUCCGGCUCUCAUAUCCUCGCUACUUCACCCUAGACCAGGUGAACCUUGACCAGGCAGACAUGAAUUGCACCGUUGACCUACGACCGUUUAUCAAUCCGUCCCCAUAUUCAGUCAUGGCCUGCACAGCCCUGCCAAGGGUGUUCAAUCUGUUCCGAGCACUGGGUUUGAGACACCUGAUUGUGAUCAACGACAUUAAUGAAGUAGUGGGCAUGGUGACACGCAAGGACUUGGUCAAGUACAGGGUGUGGAAACACAGAGGGCAGAUGGGUCUGGAGGAACUAGUCAUUUAUAAUAAUGUCUGAGAGGUGGGGCAAGUUUACAAGCUGUAUUCUUGUCUGGUAUGUUUGUGAAUGCUAGGUUGUGAAAGAAUUUGUUGUUGGGAGGUUAUUGAGGAAGAAAUUGCUAAUGAUUGCAAACAUUUGCAGUAGAUUGGUGUGUAAACAAAUAUAUUUUCUUAUUAUCUUUCUCUUCAUUAUUUAUUUAGAUUUUUUAUUAUCUUACUUUUUUAUAUUUAAAUCCCAAGGUUUUUUAUAUACCCUAUUUUUUAUUUUUAUUUUUUGCUGUAGUAAUGAAUAAUGGUGCUUAUGAAUUGUUUCAGUAACCUGAAUGUGUUGCUGAGUUGUAGAUCUUCAGUGUAACUUUAUGUACAUGUUUUAAAAUGCAUUCAUAUUUUUGAAGCAGUGAACCUCUUGUAAGACCCCUGGGUUAGUGUGUUUAAAGAGAGAGGAGGUUGGUCAGCCAUGGUAUGAUAAAUGUAAAAGACUUUAAACCUGAAGUAGAUCUAUUAAUUAUUUAGCAUGUUGUAGUCUUAGGUUGUAUUUAUACAGAUCUUAGUUUCUCAAAAAUUUGGUUGUAAUUUCUUUCUGAGAGGAAUUAAGCCUGUAUUUGUUGUGAUCUUUAAGAGAAAUUGUUCCAUGUCAGAGAAUUGUAGCUAAUAUUAAUUGUUAUAUUGUUGUUGACUAUAUUUAGAAUUUAUAGAUAUUUUUAUAUACAUAUAUUAGGGUUCAUAUGAUCUGACUGGUGUGCAGGACAUUGUCAUUACCUAGAAAUAGUUGGGAUCAAAGUAAUUCGGAAAUGUUAAAUGUUCUUAAGUGCAGAUGAUUUUAUUGGAAAAUGAAUGUGAAAGUUAGAGACCAGUGAUACUUUCUGAAUUUAAAGAUACUGUAUACCCAAGUGUUGUGAUUACUUUAUAUAAAGUCAAUACUGGUGUUUUCAUUAUAUUUCCUGGUGUCACUAAAUUAGUGUGAGAUUUAUCAGCUAUGUCUGCCAUUUAAUGUUGUAACUGAGGUUUUGAGUGAAUUUAUGGGACUUAAUUUGCUAUUAAUUUUAUAGAAUAUUUAAAGGCCAGGGAGAGGCAUUCCUUUUUUUCUCUUGUGUGCUUUUAUAUACAUUAACAGUAUUAAAGGGAUAGAGGUUAUUUGUACUCUUAUGUAUUCAUUGGAGAAAAAUAAGUUUCUCUGCAUAUUUCUAGGUGAUAGAGAGUGCCCUGUUAUAUGUGACUUAAGGUUACACAUAAAGAGGCUCUUUUGACAAAGGAUCUUGUAGUUUUGUAGUUUAUGUGCCAGAAAUUAAGUUAUAUUAAGUAUUUGAAAUCAGUACCUUUCACAUUUCAUUACUCCUACAAAGUGAACUAUUUUUUUUAUAUUUGAUUAUAUUCUCUUUCAUUCCAUGACUCCUUCCUUUACUUCUGUUGUUGUUUUUUUUCCUCAUGUGCACUAUCUCCAAUCUACUUAAAAUCUUGUGUAGUGCAUUUUUGAACAUGGAAGGAAAUAGCUUAACUGUGGGAAGAUUUUUUUUGGUUUGAUUGGGUAUUGCCUGAAUAAAAAUUUCCUUCUUAUAAGCAUUAGAACAUCAUCUAAUGUAUAUGUGUUUUUAAUAUAAUGUAAAGCCUUAGUUUAUAUAAAUUUAGGGCUUGGAGAAAGGAAGAGACAGGAAGCCCACUUGAAGGUACUACAUUGUGUAUGUCAUAAACAUUUUCAGUUACAUAUUCAGGUAAUUACUAUUGGAAUUGUGAUGGGGGAUUAGAAAGUGUAUUAAUUGUAUUGUUAAGAUGCAUAGAUUAAUAGUCACAAUUAGGGAUGAAUAUUGUUAAUUGUACUUUUUGGAUUUUCUUUCUUGAAUCGUAAUAGACUAAUAGUUCGAAGUUCAGUUAUUGGCUAAAUAGAUUUCAAAUUGUUUGAAUCAGCAGCUGUCUUGUUUAAUGGCAGAAUGUACAACAAUUAUUGCCUUAUGGGGACAUCUUUGACAUUCAUGUUGCAUUUGUGUGUAGUCUAAUAUUAAAAGUUCAGUGAAAUGGGGUAACAUUUUUUUUAGAAAUUUUGAAUAUUAGAUUUGUACUGAAACUGAUGAGUGUGAUAGUUAUUGAAGCUCUUUUGUAUUGCAUAUAAUAUAUAAAUUUUUUUAGCAAGUGGUUCUGGUAAAGUGCUCUAAUAAAUUUUUAGUUUCAAUAACAAAAUACCUCAGAUGGUACAAAGAUCAAGCUGCACGCUAUGAAAAUAUUAGGAACCUCGAAUGAGGUAGAAUUUUCCCUAAUACAAAACUGUAAACCUUCACGAUGGGUCAGAAUAUCCCUUACAAAUGAUUCUUGGUGUCUUCCAAUACCUUUUGCCAGGGACAGAACACAAAGCCUUAACUAGUACUGCAGAUCCUUCCAUUCUGAUAUUGUGAACUGUAGAAUGAUUUUUACUGUGCUGUUUUUAUUAUCUUAUGAUUUUAUUGAUGGAACAGAAAUUGCUUUUCAGAUUUUCAAAGAAUUUUAUACAGUCGAUUAACAUCCUUAUUGUUUAGACAAAGGAUGCACAAAUUUGCAGAAAGGCAUUUGCAUAUACAUUAACAUAAGCACGAUACUGUUAGAUGGAGGAGAAAGCUUUUGAUUAAAAGUUUCUAGGAAGAAGGACCAUUGUUAUACAAAAUUGCUGAAGAAUUAUAUUAAAUACAACUCAAGUGUGUUUUUGGUUCAUGUGAUGCUGAUUUAGACAUGCUUUUUUAUUUUAAUAAAGGACAUGAAAACAUUUUGACUGCUGAAAUUCAAAACUAAGAUAACAAGUAAUGUUGUCUUCAGAGUAUUUUAACUUUGUUGAUUGCUGAGUACUAGUCGUUUAAUUCUUAAUUCUUUUGGAUUUUUUUGUCAUCACUUUGCAGUGCAUUUUCAUUUAACAUUGAUCCACAUGGUGGUAGAAUCCAUUCGAGAAACGCAUAACCAAAAGAGGACCUAAGGAAGGGACUGCUAACAUAUUUGAUUAUCAUUCCAUAAUAUAACUUGGUAAUAUAGAACAACUCAGGUGACACAGUCUACUUAAGAUAGAAGAGUAGAGCAGGUGACAUUUGUGCUAAAGGCAAAGUAAACACAAAUAUGAAAUGCAGUUUUUCAUGUAUUAUUUUCAUAUAUGUUGUAAACUAAUUUGUCUAGUCAAGAGGUAUUAUGUGUAUGACUAGUAUGCGAUCAUGAGAGAUUGAUAUUAGCUGAAAUUAAACUCGAGUUGUGAGGGAAAACGAAAAGAUUAUGUAUAGAAUAGAUGUCUGUGAUUUAUAACUAUUUUGAUGAAAAUGUCGUUUCUUAUCAAACUUUUACAAGGACCAAUGCUCGUAUUUUUGUGAUGUUCCUUUGCAUUUUGUAUUUAUUUCUUUUGGCUGUAUGCUAAAAUUAUUUGUAAUUUAAUAUCUAAUGUAUCCAGAAAAUAUAUGAUAAAAGAGUUUAUUGAUA